This is a messenger RNA of Brienomyrus brachyistius, 1431 nucleotides long. RefSeq names its product relaxin-3-like. Gene Ontology annotation, molecular function: hormone activity. NCBI's taxonomy places the organism in Eukaryota, Metazoa, Chordata, Actinopteri, Osteoglossiformes, Mormyridae. Gene Ontology annotation, cellular component: extracellular region. The record is from RefSeq and is a predicted model, not a curated record. The transcript has 2 exons. Bases 744 to 1190 code for a protein of 148 amino acids.
AGGGUCCUGCUUAAGGAUCUAUGGAUGUGCUAAGGUCAGCUUCAAACUGACACUCUCCUGAUAACAGGUUCAGAGGCUUAGCUCGCUGAGCCACACAUUGUCCCCGGUCUGGGCACGGCAGCUAAUCGUGUAUCUUUGGCCCGUGGGUGAAAACAUGCAAAACUAUGCACAGAGAACGGAACAGACUUCAAAGCAGCAGUCCCGCUCACUUAAUCACCAGGCCGCACUGAUAGCAUUCAGCAUGACAAACUACAAGUGAUUUUCACAGUACUCAGUUGUGGAAUUACAUCAAGAGGGAGUGUAGUUUUUAGUCAGAGAAAUGUUUAUAUAUUACAUCGAAGCGGUGCACUUAAUCUGACCUUUUUGAUAUCUCUGCCCAUAGUACUGGGAAGUAAUGGAAACAGAAAAAAAUGUUGUUUUGGGAUACAAAUGUCUCUGCUGAUCAGAUUACAGCAAACCGUGACAUCACUCCACAUGCGGGCAGUGGCAACUAAUUACAGCACCCUCUGCCCUAACGUGGUCGCUGUAAAGGUCCCUGUGUCUUUGUCUGAGUAAAGGUCUCCCUGCCGGUGUGGCGAUGAGUGUGUGUAGGUGACGCACUGGCCCCACAGAGCCGGGGGGUCCCUCAUAAAUGUGGCCCCGAGCACCUAGGGAGCCACAGCACUCACUGAAGUGGGAGGGCAGAGAGGAGCAAACCUGCUCAGUCAUCUCCCACCGUUUGGUAUCCCUCCUCUCCUGCCGUGAUGUGGAAAUCCGCGGUGCUUGCUACCUGCCUCCUGGUGUCCCUGGUGCUGCCGGCAGAGGGGAACCCAACGUUCGGCGUCAAGCUGUGCGGCCGCGAGUUCAUCCGCGCCGUCAUCUUCACCUGCGGCGGUUCGCGCUGGAGGCGAGCCAGCGGUGCAGGAGACCUCACCCAAGACGUCUUCUCCCCUCACCAUGACGAGGCCUCCGACAGCUGGCUCCCAGACUUUGGCCUCCCGUACCAACCGCUUGCUGAGGCUGAGCUGUCCAGCUGGGGGAGGGAGGAAACCGAGCGAAUGCCUUUCAGCCGGCCUCCCCGCUCGGGCAUCGCGGGGGAGGUGCUGGAGACGCUGCACACAUCCAGGAAGGGCCGCGAGGUGGUGGCAGGGCUCUCCAACGCUUGCUGUAAGUGGGGCUGCAACAAGAGCGAGAUCAGCUCCCUGUGCUGAGGCUCCGCCCCCCACCCCUACUCCUUCAGGGGGGCCAACGCCCACUCUCUUUUUCACAAGAUUAGUGAAAUCAGCAGCUUAUGUAUAUAGGCAGCCUGCAUCCUGUUAUCCUGUUCCUCUCUUGGGCUCCUCGACAGUGAAGCGAGCUGCUUCUCUCUCUCCUUCACUACUGCCCCCGAAGCUCCUGCUCUUUCAUGUCAUUUUGUGAUUUUCAUAAUGAGGCCGUUGAAGGAAUGCUGGG